This is a messenger RNA of Acanthisitta chloris (rifleman), 816 nucleotides long. RefSeq names its product D-serine dehydratase-like. Gene Ontology annotation, biological process: D-serine catabolic process. Lineage: Eukaryota; Metazoa; Chordata; Aves; Passeriformes; Acanthisittidae. The transcript has 6 exons. The annotation marks the transcript as partial. Gene Ontology annotation, molecular function: D-serine ammonia-lyase activity. The record is from RefSeq and is a predicted model, not a curated record.
GCAUUCCAGCUGCUCCUGGACAGCUUCCAGGGCUUGGAGCUCCUGCGCCAGCAUCCCCUGCCCGGCGGGAAGCGCUGGCUCGUCUGGCUCAAGCUCGACUGUGGGAAUGGAAGGGCUGGUGUGUGUCCCACGGACCCCAAGGCCAUGGCCCUGGCCCGUGCCAUCGCCCAGGAGUCCCCGGACGUGGUGACACUGGUGGGGAUCUAUGCCCACUGCGGGAACACCUACAGCUGUCGUGACGUUUCAGCCAUCCAAGCCAUCGCCAGGGCCACCACUGCCGCUGUCCUCGAAUUUGUCACCACGCUGCGGCAGGCAGGGAUCUCAUGUCCCCAGGCCACCAUUGGCUCCACACCGUCCUGCAGCCACCCAGUGCCAGAGAUGUCCCAACUCACUGAGGUUCACCCAGGCAACUAUCUCUUCUAUGACCUCCAGCAGACCCUGCUGGGCUCAUGCCAGCCAGAGGAGGUGGCCAUCCGUGUCCUCACCAGGGUCAUUGGGCACUACCCCCACCGCAAGCAGCUGCUGGUGGACUGUGGGUGGUCAGCACUAAGCCUCCAUGGCCGUGACCAGGGGCCCAUGGGCUGUGCUGCCAUCGAGGGACAUCCUCAGCUCAGAUGUGUGCUGGUGGGGCUGACUCAGGAGCAUGGGCAGGUGGAAGCUGUAGAUGGAGAUUUGGAGUUUGAGCGGUUCCCAGUGGGAAGUAUUUUGGCUCUCAUCCCAUUCCAUGCCUGUGCCACUGCUGCCAUGCACCCUGUCUACUACGUCCACGCUGGGGGGAAGGUGGUGGAGCUCUGGCAUCCUGUCCGUGGCUGGUAG